Colletotrichum karsti is the source of this 1224-nucleotide messenger RNA. RefSeq lists its product as uncharacterized. Gene Ontology annotation, molecular function: transmembrane transporter activity. The transcript has 5 exons. The record is from RefSeq and is a predicted model, not a curated record. Gene Ontology annotation, cellular component: membrane. NCBI's taxonomy places the organism in Eukaryota, Fungi, Ascomycota, Sordariomycetes, Glomerellales, Glomerellaceae. Gene Ontology annotation, biological process: transmembrane transport. Bases 1 to 1224 code for a protein of 407 amino acids.
AUGUACUCGAUUUCCCUCAUCGACCGUACCAAUCUUGGCUUGGCUCUUGUUGCUGGUAUGCAAGAGGACCUAGGUCUGGGCGUUGGAAACCGAUAUACCGUCAUUGUCAUGGUGUUCUUCGUUGCGUAUAUAAUCUCAUCCUUCCGAAGGCCGGCCCUGCCAAUUGGCUUUCUUUUCUCGGCGUCGGAUUUGGGCUGCACAUACCUCAUUACCUGUUGGUAUACUCGGUUCGAAGUUGGAAAACGACUUUCUGGUUUUUGGAUUCUUUCCGUCAUCACCGGCGGCUUCUCUGCUAUCUUUGCUUAUGUGUUGACCCUACUCAAAGGCAAAGGCGGCCUCAAUGGCUGGAGUUGGAUUUUCAUCAUCGAAGGCGCAAUAACUAUGGUGGUAUGUGCCGCAGGCUGGUUCAUCAUCGUUGACUUUCCCACCCGUGCCGGAAAGUUCCUCAAGCCUGCCGAACAACAGUUUGUCAUAGCACGCAUCAACCAGGACCGUGGUGACGCCGAAGAGGAUAAAGUCGAUGGUGCCAAAAUAUUGUAUCACCUCAAAGACUGGCGACUUUACUUUUGGGCCUUUAAUCUUAUGGCAUCGACUCUGCCCGGGUACGCAUAUUCAUACUUUCUACCGAUCAUCCUUCGAAAUGGUAUGGGCUUCAGCAGUACUGAGGCGCAACUGCUAUCCGCUCCACCCUAUGUGCUCGCUGCCAUCAUGGCAUACAUUUCGGGCUGGCUUGGUGAUCGAUAUAAGAUUCGCGGCCCUAUCAUCGCUGUGCACCAAGCUUUGACCGCCGUUGGGAUGUUGAUCACCGUCUAUGGAAAGGCGAACGGGGCUCGAUAUUUCGGGGCUUUCCUCGGUGAGUAUAAUGUCAAGCUCUAUCGCCCAUAUCUCUACUCACAGGCGAGACUAGGUAUCGGCUUCCUGCAAUUCUGCGUUCCCGGAGUUCUCACCUUCCAAGCCAAUAACAUCACGUCCCACUCAAAACGCGCUGUCGCUUCCGCAACCUGCUUGAUCGGGGGUGGCGUGGGCGGCAUUAUUGCGAGCACGGCCUUCAUGUCCAAGGAGAGCCCUCAUUACACGACCGGUAUCUGGACUACUUUUGCAAUUUCUAUGGUCAGCAUUGUCAUGAUUGUUAUCAUGGACGUACAUCUUUGGCUUUGCAAUAAGGCCGCAAGAACGGGUGAUCGAAGGAAUGAAAACAUGGAUGGUUGGAUGUAUACUUUAUAA